This is a messenger RNA of Perognathus longimembris pacificus (Pacific pocket mouse), 2457 nucleotides long. It is a transcript of the gene Taf1d, whose product is annotated as TATA-box binding protein associated factor, RNA polymerase I subunit D. The record is from RefSeq and is a predicted model, not a curated record. Gene Ontology annotation, cellular component: nucleoplasm; RNA polymerase transcription factor SL1 complex; nucleus. NCBI's taxonomy places the organism in Eukaryota, Metazoa, Chordata, Mammalia, Rodentia, Heteromyidae. Bases 42 to 812 code for a protein of 256 amino acids. The transcript has 9 exons. Gene Ontology annotation, biological process: regulation of DNA-templated transcription.
AUCAAAUGGAUUCUCUUGACUGAAUAUCAUCUGAUAGAACUAUGGAAAUUGAAAAUGAAAGCGACUCUUCAUCGGGAAGCAGUUUAUUUAAAACACAAUGUGUUCCUCUUUCACCUAAAUGGAGGCAAGUAGACUUUAUCAGAAAAUCUACUCUUACUCAUUCACUUGAAAGUGUUCAAACAGAUUCAAGUGACUCAUCCAUAGAACCAAGACCAUUGACUUUAAAAGCUAUUUUUGAAAGAUUCAAGCAAAAGAAGCGGAAACGUAAAAAGAAGAAAUAUAAACGAAAAUUAACACCACGAGGAAGACCAAAAGGCAGAAAAAACACUAGAAGGUCCCAGAUAGAUAAGAAACAAAUUAAAGACAAAGGAUCAAGGUUUCAAUUUUUGCAAACUGAGAGUGGGAAAAAAACAUUACCAUGGAGGAAAAUUUUAACCUUUGAGCAAGCUAUUGCAAGAGGGUUCUUUAACCACAUUGAAAAACUGAAGUAUGAACACCACCUUAAGGAAUCAUUGAAACAAAUGAAUGCUGGUGAAGAUUUAGAAAAAGAAGAUCUGGAUAGUCGUAGAUACAAAUAUUUGGAUGAUGAUGGAUCCAUUUCUCCUAUUGAAGAAACGAUAGGUGAAGAUGAGCCUGCACAUCAUGAACCUGAUUGUGAUAUCCAGUUGGUAGAGCACAAUUGUUUCAUAAUAAGUUCUAAAUUCCCAAAGAAAAGGAAGGCAGAUUUAGAACAAACGAAUAAAGAAGUUACACUGUCUAAGAAGAGAACUAAGGGGAAAGAAACUAAUGGGAAAAAAAAGAGAUUGGGCUGAAAAGGAGACAAAACAUGUGAAUGACAAGGUAAACUACAGCAAGAAUGACUUUGCAUAGGAAGGUUAAAUGUGAAUGUAUGAGCCAGCUUGGGAUGAAGAAUAUAUCAAGAACAUCCAAAGGAGAAGAAUAAGAACAUCUGGAGUAUAUGAAAGAGAACAAAGUGGUUAAAAUUGGAAACUGAAGAAAGGGUUGGAUUUCUUCCCUAAGUAGUAGUCCUGCUGUUUUACUGAUUAUAGGUAUUACUGCACUAUUGAAACAAGGGAUUUUAAUUUUCUUGAAAUAACUCCUCUUUGUGCCUCAGUGUUAGAACUGUAGGUGUUAGUCACCAUGUCAAGCUGUAACCAACUUAUUAAUGAGGGUAUGUGAAGGGAAAAGUGAUCUUUGUUGAAUGUUUGACAUUGUUAGAAAAAUUAAAUAGGUUCCCCAUGCAUUGGUGAUUUCACUCAAGGUCCUAAAUUCAAUCUCUGGCACCAUAGAGUCUCACCUGUAAUACCUUUAAACUAAUGUAAUUAACAUUGUUCCUAAAUAUGUAUUGAUGUGUAUUGGAGCACUUGUGUGUGUGCCUUUGUUUAGUUGUGUAACAAAGCCUUACAGACAGGUGCAAACAGUAAAUCCUCUUUUGCAACCCAGAACUCAUUGUUGAAUAUGAGAUUUUGGUACAUCUAAGAAGGAAUAUGAUUCCUACAACAGUUGGCAAUGUGGGGCUUUGUUAACUCACACAGGUUGGCUCUGAAUAAAGUUGAUAUAAAAGCUAAUUGAUGCUUCUGAGACUUAGUAAGCAUUUCAGUUUUCAUGUGAUAACAUGAAGGUGGCUUUGUUUUUAAGGCUUCUGUCUUGAGAACUUGAGGUCUCGAGUUGAAGAUAAAUUUACUGUGAAUGGAUCAUACAGUAUUAGCAUGUCCAAGACUUGCCUGCAAUAUAGGUAAGUUUUAAUUGCCAAUAAAAUCUUUUAGGAAUAUCAUUUUGGUUCUAAUGAUGAAUGUAACUGUUCAACUGCUGCAUGAUACAGAAUGAACUGGAACUUAAUUCUGACAGAGCUGAAUAUUCAUUCUGAAUGUAUAAUACCUUCCCAUUUUUGUAACUAGAGCAUCCUAAACUUUUCUUUGAUAUUUUCUCAGGAGAAAUUACUUUGCCGCUGACUCGUAGAACUGGGCAGGUGGCUAGCUGUUGAAAUCAAGCAGUUGGACUUAACCUUAAAAAUGAUCGCCAAAUAAUUUGCUUGAGGAAUGUCAUUUCAAAGACCAGGUAAGAAUCUUUUCUCCUAAGUUGUGUGAUGCUCUGUAGCACUGCUGCACUAGUUAGCAAUCUCACUGCAGCCAAAUUUAUUUUUUUUCACUGACUAUUAGAGGAACAAAGAUCAUGUUUACUUGGCUGACAUGUUAUGAUGAUGGGCAAAAUGUUCAACUGCUCUGAAUGAGCUGAAUGAAGUUGCCUUUCUGAACAUCCACAGAAGGAACUUAACCUUUCAAAUUCUGGACUUGAGGGUAGAUCAGAAAAUGUUGAAUUUUGAAGUUGUCAUCAGUAUUAUAGAAGAUUUGUGGUAGGUAAGUUUUCUCUUAACUGCAAGCAAACUGUUUAGAUUGCAAUGGUCAAUUACCAAGGCUUAUAGAAUGCAGUUUCUAGUUUGCCGUGGACAUGACCAUA